This is a messenger RNA of Trichosurus vulpecula (common brushtail), 6299 nucleotides long. RefSeq names its product N-acetylated alpha-linked acidic dipeptidase like 2 (gene NAALADL2). The record is from RefSeq and is a predicted model, not a curated record. NCBI's taxonomy places the organism in Eukaryota, Metazoa, Chordata, Mammalia, Diprotodontia, Phalangeridae. Bases 1 to 2571 code for a protein of 856 amino acids. The transcript is spliced from 15 exons.
AUGUUCACCCAUUCCUUCUACUCAAAUCUUAACCUGUGGUUCCAAGAAGCUGGAGCAUGCACAGAGACCGUACCGUAUCCAACCAUCUUGGCAGACAGGCUAAACCUGGUUGAAGGUAACCGACAGGUCUCAAAUCCAUCGUUGAGAACUGCAGAAACAAGGAUAGAAAUAUGCCUGAAUGAAACAGCGGUCUAUGAGAGAUGCCCUUUGCUGUCUUGGCCUCAAGGUAAAAAGAUGGCCUAUCAAAAGGUGAAUGCAGAUCAGAGAGCCCCAGGACAUUCUCAGUACUUAGACAAUGAUGACCUUCAGGCCACUGCCCUUGAUCUGGAAUGGGACAUGGAACAGGAGUUGGAGGAGCCUGGUUUUGACCGUUUUCAGCUCGAUGGUGCUGAGAAUCAGAACUUGGGGAAUUCAGAAACUGGGGACCUGGAUCUUGAUUCCAUUCAGCCAGCCACAUCCCCCAAAGGAAGGUUCCAGAGACUUCAGGAGGACUCAGACUAUGUGAGCCGUUACCCAAGGACGACACCAAAGAACAGCCACUGUAAUAUUUUUCGCUUCUCUAAAAUCUUUUGCACUCUGACCCUCUUAUUUAUUUUGGGGAUUGUGAUUGGAUAUUAUGCACGUACAAAAUGCCCUUCGCUGGAUCCAUCUCCAGGAAUGUCAGAUCCUCAGCUGUACCAGGAGAUCCUAAAGGAGAUCAAAGCAGAAGACAUCCAGAAGAUUUUCAGGCAUUUGAUACAAUUGUCUAAAAGUGAAGAUGACACAGAAUUUGCAGAGAAGCUCAAGGUUCAGUGGACUUCUCGUGGCCUAGAAGAAGUGCAGCUUUUCAAUUACUCUGUCCUGCUUAGCUUGCCGGGCUCUUCUCCAAACACGGUGACUCUGAAGAACAGCAGCCAGUGCUUUUAUCCUGAUGGCCAGCCAUGUGACCAAGAGCCCAGAAAGGAUCCCAGCCAAGGACUGCUGUACUCAUAUGCUGCCUACUCUGCCAGAGGAACUCUCGAGGCUGAAGUCAUUGAUGUGAGGUAUGGGACUGCAGAAGAUGUAAGCCGGAUUCAAGUGAUGAAAAACGUAACCAAUAGGAUCGCCCUGCUAAAACUAGGAAAACUUCCUUUACUCUACAAGCUUUCACUGCUGGAAAAAGCUGGGUUUGGAGGCGUUCUUCUUUAUGUCGAUCCUUGUGACUUACCAAAGACUACCAACCUCAGCCACAGCCCCUUCAUGGUUUCACUGAAUCCUGGAGGAGAUCCUUCUACACCUGGUUAUCCCAGUAUUGAUGGAAGCUCCAGAGCAGGCCGAUCCGACCUCACACGUUUGCUGGUGCAGCCCAUCUCUGCGUCUCUGGCUGCCAGUGUUUUUGCUUUGCCCAAGGAGAGGGAUCAGACUGAUACCUGCAGGCCUCUGCAGCUCCCACAUGAUGAAAUCAGAAUUGUCACAAUGAAAGUUCAGACGGUCACGGAAUACAAGACACUCACCAACAUUGUUGGCUAUCUCAAAGGAGCUUCAUUUCCUGACCGGUAUAUCAUUGUGGGCAGCCACCAUCACAGUCCUUAUGGUUACAACGGACAAGAAUGGGCCAGUGGAACUGCCAUCAUUACAGCGUUUAUCCAGGCCUUGAUGUUAAAAGUGAAAAGAGGCUGGCGACCUGAUCGAACCAUCAUCCUUUGUUCAUGGGGAGGAACAACAUUUGGCAAUAUUGGCUCCUACGAAUGGGCAGAGGAUUUCAAGAAAGUGCUUCAGAAAAAUGUUGUGGCUUAUGUCAGCCUUCAUAACCCCAUAAGGGGUAACUCAAGCCUGCAUCCCAUAGCAUCUCCUUCUCUUCAGCAACUGGUUGCAGAGAAAAAGAAUUUCAACUGCUCCUGGAGAACAAAGUGCCCAGAAGCCAACCUCAGUUCUGUGCAGAUGCAAGGAGAUGGAGAUUUCUUCAUCAACCACCUCGGAACUCCCAGUCUGCAGGUUGUCUAUGAGGACCUCAAAACAUUAGAGGGUCCGAGCUUUCUCUCCGAGGCUCUUUUUCCUGUACGGGCUGCAGAAAUUGAAGAAUUGGAUCCUUUGUUCAACCUUCAUGAAACUAUUGCCAAGCUCUCAGGAGAAGUGAUUUUGCAAAUUGCCAGUGAUCCAGUUCUGCCCUUUAAUGCUCUGGAUAUAGCAUUAGAAGUUCAAAACAGCCUUAAAGGUGACCAGCCCCACAUGUUCCAGCUGCUGGAGAUGGCUUCUCACCUGAGGGACAGCGCAGAAUUGUUCCAGUCAGAUGAAAUGCGCCCUGCUAAUGAUCCUAAGGAGAGAGCCCCCAUCCGUGUCAGGAUGCUGAAUGACAUUCUCCAAGACCUGGAGAAGAAUUUCCUAGUACAGCAGGUGCCUCCAGGUUUUUACCGAAACAUUCUGUACAGGCUGGAUGAGAAGACCCACCAGUUUUCUAUACUCCAUGAAGCUUGGGAACAGGAAAAGUUACAUCUGUCAAAUGAGACCCUUCAAGCAGCCCUGUCCAUGGUGCUGAACAGCAUCAAUUCAGCUCAGGUUUACUUCAAAGCAGGACUUGAUGUGUUUGAGAGUGGCUUGCUGGGAAAGAACUGAGGAAAUUCUCAGCAUUUUAAAAAAGUUUGUUUACAAUUCAACAAGCAAAAUCUCUAGUCUGACCAGAAUUUCUGUGAGGUUGAAGGCUUUUUUUCAAUCGGUUUUCAACUGUUGUCUAAAAGUACUAUUAUGUAUUUAAAAAUAUACAUGAAAAAGAGCCUUUUGCACAUUUAAUAUUUUUCAUACGUCUACAUUUUGAAAUGUGUAAGAGCAAGUUAUAAGAUUAACCCUUAAGAUUUAUCUUUUAGAAAGAAACCUGCUGUAUUUUUAUAUACGUAUUGAAAAAAAUACUAUGUUUUGGGGAAUGAAGCCCAAAAAGUUCUGGACAAUCUUUGCUCCUGUGGAUGAAACACAUAGGAAUGUUAUUUAUCUCCUACAUGUAAGCACUAUUAAUGACCCAGUUUCUUAAAUAGAAAUGGAGACUUGAUAAAGUUGCAGUUUAAUUUCAAUGGUAAGUGUUUUUUAUGAAGAAUUCAGUUGUUUUGACUGAGUGACCAGUUGACCAAAAAUUCAUUUGAAUGUUUCAGUUUGUGAAAUGAAGUGCCUGAUCUUAACACAACUAGAUGUAGUAAUACACUGGUUACAAAACUAUAGUUUUCAAGUGUUACCAAUCAAAGAGCCAUAAACAAUCCAGAAAAACUCGAGGUAUAUCUGCACAGAACAAUUUAAAUGUAAAUUUUCCCUAAUAAGGUAUGUAGUGACUAGCUUUGAACCACCUCAUUUGUCUCACUUGAGUUUGUAAGAAUGUAAAGAAAGGUACAAAUCUGUGAGACAGAAGAAUAUACAGGGAUCCUGGAUGGAACCACUGCAACCUUAAAAUGGGACCCCCUUAAAAUGGACUGGAUCAAGCAACCUUGUGAGGCAUUUCCUCCAAGAACAAGUCUGAAGCAUUUUUAUAGAAAUGAAGACCAAGUUUCACUUUGAAAACAUAAAUAUUUUAGAAAGAAGACAGUUACUCUCUCCAUCACUGAAGAAAAGCAUAUCUUUAAGAAUGAACAUGGUUGAUCUGACCCAGUGGAAAUUUUUCUAAUGUUUACUGAAGGAAAUCCUGGUAGCAGUUCCUCCAACCCCAUCUGACCUCUUUAAUGGUAGUGUUAGGUGCUGAUGACUCCAAACAUGACUCUGGACAAGAGAAUGUAAUUUAGGGUAUGGUGGUUCUGGUACUAGCUCAGUGUGGGAAAUGAAUUGGUUUUAUAGUUAGAGUUUAUCUUUUCUCUCCCACCCUUUUAGAGCAACUUCCACUUUUAUAGACUGAUCUGGCUAUAGAUGAAUAAAACAUCUCCUAAAUCUACUAUCCUCCAUAAUCUCCUAUCAGGUAACAUUUUAAACCUCUACAGUAUUCUCUAAGUCUAUUUGAAAAUUGUAUUUCUGAUAUCAGAUAAACUGAUUCCAUUUGGAAAUCCUAUUUUCAAUCUAUUUCAUGUCAAUUUCUUAUGCCCAAUGAAACACCCUUGUUUUACAUGUCACUUUAUGUCAGAUAUCCUACUCUCAGAUUUCCUAGUCUAGCAUUUGGUUGAGGUCAUGUUCUUGGAGGCCUAUAGAUUUUGAUUUUCUAGUCUUCAGCUUUGAUUUUUCCAUUAUUUUUAGGGUAAAAAAAUUCACCAAAAGAUAAAGCUUGUCCUAAGCACAGUCAAAAGUGUAAAGAAAGGUUAAUCAGUAUCAAUUAGUUGAAUGAUAUGGAUCAAGAUGUCAUUUCCAUAAGCAGUCUUUAUAUCAUAGAAAAAAUUUCAGUAAACAUUUAUUAAAAGCCUACUAUGUGAAAAGACACUUAAAGUGCAGACAAAAAUGGAAUAAUUCCUAUCUUUAAGGAGCUUAGAAUCUACUUGGGAAAUACAGAAUUUGAGGCAGUUAGCUGAAUAAUUCAGCCCUGAAAGGGCAAUUACAAUGUGAAUUAUCCCAGUGGAUCCACUUUAUUUUAAGAAUCACUUCCUCCCUGCAAAAGGUUUUCUAAAAGUACUCCUUUUGAAAUGUUUGUUUCUGCCAUAUUGGAGGAGUUUUCCAUAGGGAAGACCUGGAGGCUUGCCAAGUCAGGUUCCUCCUUAUAUUAUCUUCAAUUCCUUCUCUUGUUCUUCCAAGAUAAACAUUACAGCACACAAGCUCAGGACACCUGGGGCCAAACAGCAUAGAACAUUUUGGAAACACUCUCUUUGUGCAGGUAUUUCUUAAAUAUUUAAUCAGGUUUCAGGGCAAACCUUCCUAGUCUUUCUAUAGGGACGCAGUUUUUUGUUUGUUUUGUUUUCAUUUUGAAAAUCUCUCCCAGUCUGGACUCAUCUCUAAAUAAAUGUGUUAUUCCUUUAAAGCAUCUCUAGUAGAAAAUCAUCUACUUUUUAAAAAUAAGGGUCAUAUACCCCUCUAAAUCAAAUGAGGCACAGACAGAAUAACCUGGAGAUAACCUAUAUCAGCCUUCAAAAUUUUAUGAUGUUCCAUAUUUGAAUGUGGGCUGUUAAUUAUGAAUGACGAGCAUGAUUUUUAUUGGUCCAUUUAAGAGAAGUCAUGAAGAAACUUAACUGUGAUUAAACCAGAUGCCAAACUGUUGUGUGAAAUCUACAAUAGAUCUUUCUUUAAGUAUAGCAAACCUCCUAACCAGCAGUGCAGCAGUGUUAUUGCCGUGCCAUGCUCAGGGGUCUACCAAUUUGAUUUUAUUCGAUCUUGUGUGUGUGUGUGUGUGUGUGUGUGUGUGUGUGUGUGUGUGCUACAGCAACAAGAGGACUGAUAACUUGGACACAUUAAGAAAAUAACAGAAAUGGGUUUUUUCCAUUGACUAGGAAAGUCUCCAAUGGCCUCUCAAAUGUAUGGUGUUCUCCCCUUCCCCUUAGCUCCAAGUACAACUCCACCAAUUCAGCCACACAAAGACAUCCCAAAGUGACAGAGCAGGGAGAUGACUUUACCUAGGGUUUUCUAAGGUAGACUUCUCAGGUUUCUAUACCUGUUCAUCGAGUCAGCAAUUCUAGAUCUACAAUGAAUUGCAAUAGUCUCUGCUCCUACCCCCCUUUCUUUAGGUAAGAUGUAGUCCUACAUUUACAGAUAGGACAACUGAGGCCAGAGAGAUGGAUUUGUUCAGUCAUAAACUUAGUGGUGAAAUCUAGAAUUCAGAUCUCCUACUUCUCAUGCUACUUUACCUCCCAGAGGAGCAAAGGCUAUCCCUCCCCUAGUGUUCUUUACCUUUGUGCAUUCAGCCAUUCCACAGCUGCUGAGCACAGCCGGUCUGCUGCUUCAGAUGGUGGCAAGCUCUUUGUCUGUCUUUAGCCAGGCACUAACACAGCUACCUCCAGAGAAUUCAGAUGAGGGGCAUGUAAAAGAUGUAUGCUAAGGAAAGCACAGUACUACUGCCCUACCAACUGGGAAGGGGAAAACUGAGCUAAGUAUUUCAUGUUAGAGCAAGUUGGCUCAAUAUUAUCAUGACCAUCUAAAUUACUUUUGGUUCACAUUCUUAGGCAUGUAUUAUUUAGUGACAUGGGUAAGAGAGUUACACUGCUAGAAUAUCAAACAGGGCUCAAGGAUUUGGGGCUGAUGUUCACAAUGGUAACACAUUGUUUCAAAAAGAAUAAUGGGCAUAGUUAGUCAAGGACUAUCGUUAGUCCAAUCCCUUCAACAUGGUCAGUGAUCGAAAAGCAAAAAGGCAGCUCCCAUGUUUCUGGUACUUGAUUAGUAACAGAUAGAUAAUGAACUAUCAGCUUCAUCCUGCACACACACACACACACACACACACACACACCCACCCCAACCAC